CGCGUUGACAUUAGAACCGUUCAAGGUUAAUGCUCUCUAGUCUUACUCGUAUGCUUUCUCAGAAGAAACUUCAUAUGCCCAUAGAUCCAAGAAAUAUUGUGGGUGACCGCCGUAUUCGAAAGUCUCAGUAAAUUGUGGUAGCUUCUUUUCGGCCAGAAGAUAUCGGGUUUCCUUUCAGACAGUUUAAGUUGACUUACACGUCGAUUUGCAUCAGCGAAGGAAAACCUGUGCUGUGCUGGCUGGCCUUGCAUUACACAUCGCUUCGCCAUAAUAGGAGUAUGUGAAUGGGAGGGGAAGACCGGGUGCAACUCUGUGCAUUACUGCAUCGCGUGCAUGCGGCCAACAGCUGAAGACAGCGAUUCGUCAGUGACAAUGAAGGAGGUGAUUCGUCUUGAAGUGUAAGCUCACUGUAUGGAUAAGCAAGACAGUGUUUGCAGAUAUUGUAGAGAAAAAAUUGAAAGUAUAGAAACAUAAGUAAACCAUCACUACACCAUAUUCACUUCAAGAUCUCUACGAAAGGAAUCCUCAUUUUUCAACAUUUUGCAAAUUGUUCACAUAAAGAAAAUGAUACGAACUUUAUCUAGAAUUCGAAUUAAUUCACCACGGAAAAGUGUUUUUACAUUACAAAAUACAGAAAGGGCUUUUGCGACAGCGCCGGCGGCGACGGGUGCAAGUAACGAACAGGAAGCGCUGGAAUCGUGGUCUGCGGCGCGACCUUACACAGACAUUCCAGGUCCACGGCCUCUGCCGCUUGUCGGAAAUGCACUACGUUUUCUUCCCGGAGGGGACUGGCACGGGUUGGGGCCAGUGGAAAUGCAGGAAGCGCUCUUCUCCCGCUUCGGGCCGCUGGUGCGCCUGUCCGGCAUCCCGGGGCGCGGCGACAUGCUCUUCCUCUUCGACCCCGAAGACGUCUGCAAGGUCUUUCGCACCGAGGGACAUAUGCCCAUCCGAAAUGCAGGGCCUGAAGUAUACUACUACCGCACCAAAGUACGACCGGAAUAUUUCGGGGAAGCAGGAGGUGCUCUCGUGGCACAGGGUGAGGAAUGGUACAACUUCCGCACAAAAGUCAAUAAGUUAAUGCUUCAACCUAAAUCAGUGCAACGCUACGUAGAACCUGUUGAUGAAGUGGCGGAAGAUUUUCUUGAAAUAAUAAGUGAACUUCGAGACGAGAAAAAGGAGUUGCCUCAUGAUUUUCAAGACGAGCUUUUCAAAUGGGGACUUGAAGGUGCCGUGGCGAUCGCGCUGGACGUGCGUCUGGGCUGCCUGGCGGCCGACGCGCCGCGCGACUCUGAGGCGCAGCGCAUGAUCGCCGCCGCGCAGCGCAUCUUCUCCUCCAUGAGCACCUUCCAGCUCAUGCCGCUGCUCUGGCGCGUGGGCCGUAUCUCGCCGCUCUGGAGGCAGUACAUCAGUGACUUCGACUUCAUGAUGGAGACCGCGUGGAAGUACACGCGCAGAACGUUGGCCAACCUGGAAGCGCAGGGGGCGGAGGACGGGGAUCGCGAGCCAAGUGUGUUGGUACGUCUGCUGAAGGAGGAAUCGCCCACCGUGGCUGCCGUUCUCGCCUCUGACAUCCUCACCGGCGGUGCGGAGACGAGUCUGGAGUUUAUUCUUUCCGCGCAGACGGCGAGGUCGAUGGCGACGACGCUGACGAACCUGGCGCGUUUCCCGCGCGAGCAGAGCGCUCUGGCGGAGGAGCUGCGCCGCGAGCUGCCUGGCGCGCGGCCGCGCAUCACGUCGCAGAGCCUGGCGCGCCUCCCGCGCCUGCGCGCCUUCCUCAGGGAGUCCUUGAGGUUAACCCCAACAGUAGUAGCAGUUCCUCGUACUACUUCACAAAACUUGGUUCUUUCUGGUUAUCAAGUUCCUAAGGGAACGGAGAUCUUGGCUUGCCAAAUGGUGAUGAGUCGUCAGGACAGCAACGUGCCCCGCGCCAGGGAGUUCCUGCCCGAGCGCUGGCUGAAGGGCGAGAGCCACGAGUCCAAGGGCCACCCCUUCGCCUCGCUGCCCUUCGGCUACGGCCCUCGUAUGUGCAUCGGGCGGCGCUUCGCCGAGCUCGAGCUGCAAGUGCUCACGGCCAAGCUCGUCCAUCGUUAUGUCGUGGAGUACCACUACGGAGAAAUGCCGUUUGACGGAGCCACGACGUACGGCCCUUCAGCACCUUUGAAGUUCCGCCUUAUAGAGCGAGACCUGUGAGAACGCUUCCAGAAGGUGGUUUUGACGUAGAAAAACUUAUCGAUCGCCCGCAAUACCUCACUACUGACUAUAAUUUUUAAUUGCACAUAUUUUCAUUAUUUAUUGGUUGCAACAUUUCUCUACGUUCCUUGUAUUUGGUCUUAUUUUUAUAUAUUUUGAGAUAUUUCCAUAUUCUUCUUUACCAAUUGUCCGGAAUCGACAGUAAAGGACUACAGUACAAUAGUUGUUUUUUGCCACAUUUUUGCAUUUGGUCUUAUUAUUUCUAUUGGGGGUGCUGUAAAAGUAUUAUGUAGUAUGAUGUGGUAUUUUGACAUAGUUUAGGGGUUGGUAAACAUAUAUUUACAAAAAUUACGAUUUUUUUUCUCUCCGCUUCCAACAAUUUUGUAUUUAAAGAUCUUCGCUUCAGAUACGUACACAGCAGCCUUCACCCCUUUUACAGAACUUUUUAUUCUCUCACACAAUUUUGAUUUGAACUCUGUUGCUAAAGCUAUAUUGGUACACUCAAUGUUUUCGUCGUGGGUUUACGCAAUUCAGAUACCUAGUAAUGAAUACACAAGAGCUACCAUUGAACCAUCUAUCCCGUUUUCAUUUCGAUUGAUUUUAUGACACUAUCAAUAAGAAUAUCAUUGUUUGGUACCCUUUAAAAACAACAUUAAGUAAAACUUCAAUUUCACGCGAACAUUCAUAUUAAUCAGUUUUUUCAGUAAAGCAGGCAGAAAACAGGCAAAAGCUGCCAAAAUAUAAAGCUUAUUGUUUAUAAUAAUUAAUUUGCAUUGGGAAUACUUCUGGGUUUAACAACUACGGUUCUCUUUCUUCAGCGAAAUGUUUUUAAAGCAUUUUAGUGUUUAUUCCAGUAAAGUUUCUUCUUUUUGUAUAUAUGUACACUUUUCAAUUACUUCUCUGUGUCAAUCAUACAAAUGCAUAACAAAGUAGCCAAACCCGAUUCCCCCAAUUGCACGUGACUAUACGUUUCUGUUUUAAAUUAUCAUUGAAGUGUAUGAACAGACCCUUGGACCUUAUAUCAGUAUUCAUACAGUGGUAACUCAAACAGUAAUAAUAGUGUAAGAGGAGUUGUAAUAAUGCAGAAAAGGUGUUACAUAUUAUGAAGGUUCCAAUAAAUUUGGUGUAUUUCCGUGAACUUGUGUUAACACAAAUCAGUGAUAGGAAUUAUUGAAAUGAUGUACCUGCUCAUUAUAAAAAUAUACUUUAUCUUAUUACAUUUUCCUUCACUUUUUCUUGUAUAUA
Messenger RNA from Gryllus bimaculatus (two-spotted cricket), 3435 nucleotides. The record is from the annotation of a GenBank genome assembly. NCBI's taxonomy places the organism in Eukaryota, Metazoa, Arthropoda, Insecta, Orthoptera, Gryllidae.